AUGAGGGGGGCUGGCCUGAGGGUCUGGCUGCUCUGGGCCCUGCUCCGGAGCUCGGCCCUGGGGCAGCCCUACACACCCAUCCACAGUGCCGGCUACUGCGCCUUCUACGACGAGUGUGGGAAGAACCCGGAGCUGACCGGGAGCAUCGGCGGCUUCUUGGCCAACGUGUCCUGCCUGAACAACACGCAGGCCGUCCGGGCCACCGGGGAGCACCUGGAGCUGCUGAGACGCUUGUGCCCCCGCCUGUACCAGGGCCCCGACAACACCUUCACCUGUUGCUCUGCCAAGCAGCUGCUGGCCCUAGAUAAGAGCCUGAGCAUGUCCAAGGGGCUGCUCACCCGCUGCCCGGCCUGUGCCGACAACUUCGCGAACCUGCACUGUCACAACACCUGCAGCCCCGACCAGAGCCUCUUCAUCAACGUGACCCGAGUGGUGGACAAGGGCCCUGGCCAGCUUCCGGCCGUGGUGGCCUACCAGGCCUUCUACCAGCGCCGCUUUGCCGAGGACACCUAUGACUCCUGCAGCCGCGUCCGCAUCCCCGCCGCCGCCGACCUGGCCGUGGGAACCAUGUGCGGCGUGUACGGCGCCACCUUCUGCAACGCCCAGCGCUGGCUCAACUUCCAGGGCGACACGAGUAAUGGGCUGGCACCCCUGGAGAUCAAAUUCCACCUGCUAGAGCCGGGGGAGAGCCCGGGGGGCGGGCUGCAGGCCCUGAGCAGCGCCGUCACGCCCUGCAACCAGACACAAGGCAAUGGCUCAGCCGCCUGCUCCUGCCAGGACUGCAUCUCCUCCUGCCCGGUCAUCCCCACCCCUCACGCGCUUGACACCACCUUCCGCCUGGGCCGCAUGGCGGGGGGCCCGGCGCUGGUCAUCAUCCUCUGCUCCGCCUUUGCCCUGCUGGCCACCUCCCUCCUGUGUGUGCAGCUGCUCCGGGGGCCGCACAGGCCGCCAGCCUCUCCCCGCAAGGCAGGCGCCAGCCCCUCCAGCCACAGCCUCCUGGGGAGCUUCUUCCAGGCCUGGGGCACCUGCGUGGCCUCGUGGCCCCUGACUGUCCUGGGGGUGUCCUUCACGGUGGUUGUGGUCUUGGCCGGGGGCCUGGCCUUCAUGGAACUGACUACAGACCCCAUAGAGCUGUGGUCAGCCCCAAACAGCCAAGCACGGCGCGAGAAGGAGUUCCACGACCAGCAUUUUGGCCCCUUUUUCAGAACCAACCAGGUGAUCCUGACGGCCCCCGGGCGGCCAGGCUACCAGUACGAGUCGCUGCUGCUCGGCCCCAAGAACUUCAGUGGGAUCCUGACUCUUGACCUGCUUUUGGAGCUGCUGGACCUCCAGGAGAAGCUGCGGCAUCUGCAGGUGUGGUCCCCGGAGGAGGGGCGCAACGUGUCCCUGAAGGACAUCUGCUACGCCCCCCUCAAGCCGCACAACACCAGCCUCUCCGACUGCUGCAUCAACAGCCUCCUGCAGUAUUUCCAGAACAACCGCUCAAACCUGCAGCUCACGGCCAACCAGACGCUGUCUGGGCAGACGGUGCAGGUGGACUGGAGGGACCAUUUCCUCUACUGCGCCAAUGCCCCACUCUCCUUCAAAGAUGUCACCAAACUGGCCCUGAGCUGCAUGGCGGACUACGGGGCCCCUGUCUUCCCUUUCCUGGCCGUGGGAGGUUACAAAGGGAAGAACUAUUCUGAGGCGGAGGCCCUGAUCAUGACCUUCUCGCUCAACAAUUACCCUCCCGGGGACCCGCGGCUGGCGCAGGCCAAGCUCUGGGAGGAGGCCUUCCUGGAGGAGUUGCGGGCCUUCCAGCGGCAGACGGAAGGCAGGCUCCAGGUCACCUUCAUGGCAGAGCGCUCCCUGGAGGAUGAGAUCAACCGUACCACAGCUGAGGACCUGCCCAUCUUCGCCACCAGCUACCUCAUCAUCUUCCUGUACAUCUCCUUGGCCCUGGGCAGCUACUCGCGGUGGAGCCGAGUGCUGGUGGACUCCAAGGCCACCCUGGGCCUGGGCGGCGUGGCUGUGGUGCUGGGGGCGGUCAUGGCUGCCAUGGGCUUCUUCUCCUACCUGGGCGUCCCCUCGUCCCUGGUCAUCCUGCAAGUGGUGCCGUUUCUGGUGCUGGCCGUGGGCGCCGACAACAUCUUCAUCUUUGUUCUCGAGUACCAGAGGCUCCAGAGAAGACCCGGGGAGCAGCGGGAGGCCCACAUCGGGCGCGCCCUGGGCAGCGUGGCCCCCAGCAUGCUGCUGUGCAGCCUGUCUGAGGCCGUCUGCUUCUUCCUCGGAGCCCUGACCCCGAUGCCGGCCGUGCGCACCUUUGCCCUGACCUCUGGCCUGGCUGUGCUCUUGGACUUCCUGCUGCAGAUGUCAGCCUUCGUGGCCCUCUUCUCCCUGGACAGCAAGAGGCACGAGGCCUCCAGGCUGGACAUCUGCUGCUGCUUCCGCUCCCAGGGGCAGCCCCCCGUCCACCAGAGCGAGGGGCUCCUGCUCCGAUUCUUCCGGAAGGUCUACGCCCCGUUCCUUCUGCACAGGGUCACCAGAGGGGUGGUGGUGCUGCUGUUCACGGCCCUGUUUGCCAUGAGCCUCUAUUUCAUGUGCCACAUCUCCGUGGGCCUGGACCAGGAGCUGGCUCUGCCCAAGGAUUCAUACUUGCUCGACUACUUCCUCUUUCUGAACCGCUACUUUGAGGUGGGGGCGCCAGUGUACUUUGUCACCACUGGGGGCUACAACUUCUCCAGCAAGGCGGGCAUGAAUGCCAUCUGCUCCAGCGCCGGCUGUGACAGCUACUCCUUAACUCAGAAGAUCCAGUAUGCCACCAAGUUCUCUGAGCUGUCUUACCUGGCCAUCCCAGCCUCCUCCUGGUUGGAUGACUUCAUCGACUGGCUCACUCCAGCGUCCAUCUUUUCAACUUCCUGCUGUCGCAUCUACAGCUCCGGCCCCAACAAAGACCAGUUCUGCCCCUCGACCGUCAACUCCCUGAACUGCCUGAAGAAAUGCGUGACCACGGUGGAGGGGCCCUUGCGGCCGUCGGUGGAGCAGUUCCACAAGUACCUGCCGUGGUUCCUCAGCGAUGUGCCCAACAUCAAGUGCUCUAAAGGGGGCCUGGCGGCAUACAGCACCUCUGUGGACAUGGACCCCGAGGGUCAGAUUCUAGCCUCGAGGUUCAUGGCCUACCACAAGCCUCUGAAGAACUCGCAGGACUAUACGGAGGCCCUGCGAGCAUCCCGGGCGCUGGCUGCCAACAUCACCGCAGAGCUGCGGAAGGUGCCGGGGACCGACCCCACCUUCGAGGUGUUUCCUUACACGAUCACCAAUGUGUUUUACGAGCAGUAUCUGAGCAUCGUCCCCGAGGGCCUCUUCAUGCUGACUAUGUGCCUGCUGCCCACCUUCAUCGUCUGCUACUUCCUGCUGGGCAUGGACCUCCGUUCCGGCCUCCUCAACCUCUUCACCAUCAUCAUGAUCCUGGUGGACACCGUGGGCUUCAUGACCCUGUGGGACAUCUCCUACAAUGCCGUGUCUCUCAUCAACCUGGUCACGGCAGUGGGCAUCUCCGUGGAGUUUGUGUCCCACAUCACACGUGCCUUCGCUGUCAGCACAAAGCCAAGCCGCCUGGAGAGGGCCCGGGAGGCCACGGUCUCCAUGGGCAGUGCGGUAUUUGCUGGAGUGGCCAUGACCAACCUGCCGGGCAUCCUGGUCUUGGGCCUGGCCAAGGCGCAGCUCAUCCAGAUUUUCUUCUUCCGUCUCAACCUCAUCAUCACCCUGCUCGGCCUGCUGCAUGGCCUGGUCUUCCUGCCGGUCAUCCUGAGCUAUGUGGGGCCGGACGUCAACCCUGCCCUGGUGCUGCAGCAGGCCGAGGGGGCAGCUGCCUCCACCUCCACAGCCCCCUGCUCCAAGCACGCGCCCCCGAGGGACAGCAGCCCGGCCCCUGAGAACAGAGUCUGUGAGAAUGUCUACAACAACGUUGGCUUUGAGCCUGCAACCGACUCGGCCUUGGACCCAGGGGAGGCCCCGAUGGACUCUGCCCGCGCCGCUGGCCUCUCGUCGAGGUGGUUCAAGCUGCAUCUGUUGAGGAGGGCCUACGCCUGGGCCUGCAGCCACACACUCCCCUCCUUUGCCGAGAGCUCUGGACUCCGGGCCUGCCCCCAGUGCUGGCCCAUGCUCCUGCAGGCCCGCAGCAAAGCCCCACUCUGA
Molecule: messenger RNA, 4176 nt
Organism: Sorex araneus (European shrew)
Lineage: Eukaryota; Metazoa; Chordata; Mammalia; Eulipotyphla; Soricidae
Gene: NPC1L1
Product: NPC1 like intracellular cholesterol transporter 1
Exons: 20
Coding region: 1-4176 (1391 amino acids)
Cellular component (GO): membrane
Source: RefSeq, a predicted model, not a curated record